Molecule: messenger RNA, 3285 nt
Organism: Stylophora pistillata
Lineage: Eukaryota; Metazoa; Cnidaria; Anthozoa; Scleractinia; Pocilloporidae
Source: RefSeq, a predicted model, not a curated record
CUCAAAAUAGUUUGUAGUUUCAUGUUGAUUAUAAUCGCUCAAUGACUCGUAUUUAUUUUCACUAUAAGGCAGUUAAGGUCAGUCGGUCAUUGUAUCCUUUGUAACAGUAUCUGAUUGUGCGAUUACAUAAUGGAAGAAUUUCCUGGUCACGCGUUGUUUACAUAACGUGAAUUGUCACGUGCAGUAUCUUUCCCGCCGUUUUGCUGUAUGUGUUACUAUGGUCCUAAAUAAAUGGUUCAGUUAAAACAGCACAACACUUUACAUGGUUGUCAGGUGCGGGAUUUGAGACUAAAAGCUCGAAAACUCCACUAGAAUCGAAGAUAAACUCAAGACUAGCAUCUAAGGACAAGAAAGGAGCGACCUAGUUGGUUUCGAAACGACGAAAAUAGACUGGACUCACGGACCCGACUUACCACAACGACUAUAGCGCUCUCGACAGAAAUGAGAGUUGUUAUUUGAUGGCCCACUUAAAGCCCGUUCAACCGAACAAAGAUGUAGAUACGUACUGCUUUGGACCGGAGAUUAUGGUCUCGACCUAUUCAACACAUGGAAUUUAAGCCAAGAAGCCGCAAAAAAGUUCGAUGAAUAUUGGAAGCGAUUCGAGGAACACGUAAAACCACAGUCAAAUCGAAUCCUUAACCGCUUCUAUCUUCGAGACCUGAGACAAAACGGACGACCCCUCGAUGAUUUCUUGACAGAAGCUAAGCUGCUUAUCCAAAACAGUGGCUAUUCGUCCGAACUCCACGACAAAUUGCUGCGAGACGCCCUCGUAUUCGGCGCUGAUUCUGACAACGUGCGAAAGAAAUGUAUCGCCGAAGGAAAUGAUCUCACGCUCAAGAAAGCCAGAGAAAUCGCUCGUACUGAUGAAGCUACGAAGCUACAACUACAAGCGAUGUCAAACGAAACAGACAUGCAGGUCAACUCACUACACCGACCCAGAGGGAAUGCUAAGAUUAGGCAGAGAAGUCAAAGAGACAACAAAGCCAACCGUAAACAAAGACACGACAAAAUUUGCAAUCGAUACGGCAGCGAGCCACACACAAGCGACAAAAAGUGCCCUGCCAGUGGUGCUGAGUGCCACUAUUGCCACAAACGCGGUCAUUUCAGUAAGGUUUGCCAGAAAAGAAACCAAGUACACGGAAUACAGAACCAUACAGCUAGCAAACAAGAAAACAGCUCCGAAUCGAAGAAUGAUGAUAUGUUUCUAGGAUCACUUGAAAUUGACAACGUAAACAACAACGACAACCGCAGAAAAGUUGAAAUCACAGUCGACGUCACCGCCAAACCCUACCACAAGAAAACUACCCCGAUAGCAUGUAAAAUAGAUACAGGCGCUGAAACUAACGUGAUAUCUAAAACAAAGUUUGACAAGAUUAUCGCCUCUCCCAGUGAUAAAGCACUUGGACCACCCCAGAUUCUCACAGCCUAUGGCGGCCAAAGGAUUGAAUGCAUGAGUACCUGCCAGCUGUUUAUCCACUACAAAGGCAAGAUAAAGGAAGUACCCUUCACAGUAACCAAUGUGCAAGGACUGGCCAUGCUAGGAUUAAAGACGUGUGAGGAACUAGGACUUGUUACGAUCAAUUGUAGCAUUCAAGCAGAUAGUAAACGUACAACUUCAGCUACCAAACCUCACGACAAACGUCCUCUUACGAAGGAUAAACUUGUACAAGAAUGUAAGGACUGUUUUGAAGGCAGAGGUACCUUCAAAAUGACGCCAUACCACAUCACUUUAGACCCUAGAGCAGAGCCAGUUGUGCACCAACCUAGAGCAGUUCCUGUACACUUGCGUGAAAUGUUCAAUGCUGAGCUCGACAACAUGGAGGAACUCGGAGUCAUCGUACCAGUUAACGAACCCGCUGACUGGAUUAACAGCGUAGUACUUAGCGAAACCGUCAACGACAACGGAGAGAUAACCAAGUUGAGAGUGUAUCUUGACCCACGAGACGUUAACAAAUGUAUAAAGCGAGAGCACUACCACAUGAGAACAGUCGAUGACGUGAUUAUUGAGCUACACAAUGCAAAAUAUUUCAGUGUCAUUGAUGCGACAAAAGGGUACUGGCACGUACCGCUCGACAAAGAAAGCUCCCUGCUCACCACCUUUAACGCGCCAUUCGGACGAUACAGGUUCACUCGGAUGCCAUUUGGACUAAAUGUCUCACAAGACAUUUUCCAAAGGGAACUCGACUCGUCCCUUGAAGGACUUACAGGAGUCACAGGUAUUGCUGAUGACAACUUUGUAUACGGAAGGACAGAAGAAGAACAUGAUCAGAACGUCAGGAAGUUAAUGGAGCGAGCACGAGUAAAAGGUGUUGAGUUCAACAAAGAGAAACUACAACUAAGUGCAAGGAAGUUAGCUUGUUUGGCCACACCUGGUCGCCACAAGGCAUCAAGCCCGACAACAAGAAGGUGUCUGCGAUCCUCAACACGGAGCCCCCCGAGGACGUCAAAAGCUUACACAGCUUCCUCGGUCUAACCAAUUAUCUGACAAGAUGCUCUGGACGCCUAGCCACCCUAUCAGCACCUCUGAGAGAUCUGACAAAGAAAGACACGGUCUACUCCUGGGGACCUGAGCACGACCAAGCCUUCACCGAAGUUAAGAAAGAAGUCUCAUCACUCGGCGUACUUAGAUACUUCGACCCGAACGCAGAAACCGUCAUCGAAACUGACGCUUCACUGAAGGGAUUCGGCGCUGUGUUACUACAAGACGGAAAGCCUGUAUACUAUGCUUCUAAAGCCCUCACCGAAACUGAACAGCAUUACAGCAACAUUGAACGAGAAGCACUCGGCUUUGUUUGGGGACUUCAAAGGUUCCAUUACUUCAUCUACGGCAAAUCCUGCACAAUUCACACAGACCACAAGCCACUUGAAGCAAUCUUCAAGAAGAAACUCAGCAACUGCCCUGCAAGAUUACAAAGGUUUGUACUACGAGCACUGAAGUAUAACGUUACCAUAAAUUAUGUCAAAGGAGCUGAAGUACCUAUUGCCGAUGCCCUCUCGAGGGUAUCACCACAACCAGCCUCACCAAACGAGGAAUUCCCACAGCUGGACAUCCACCAGGUCACAAAGAACCUCCCAGCGUCACCGAUAAAGCUUCAACAGAUUCGCAACGAAAUAGCCAGCGACCCAACGUUAAGCAAAGUCCGCAACAUAAUACAUGAAGGAUGGCCCGCAACCAGAGAGAAAUGUCCUCAAACACUCCAUGACUACUGGAACUUCCGCGAGGAACUCACCAUUGAGGACGGCCUCAUCCUGAAGCAAGAGCGGAAAGUUAUGCCUACCACACUC